AUGGAGGCAGCUCAGUUGCUCUCAGAAGGUGAGUCUCAUUGUAAGACUUUGCCAGGUUGCAAGUCCUCAAGCCAUACUGCUGAAUCUGAGGUCUCAUGGUGUUCUUUUCCCUCAGCAGAUUCAGCCUUGUCAGCUCCUGUGGCCAUAGACCUCCACCAGGCUAAAGUUCAGGGGGCAGCAGAGCUGGCUGGUAGGGGCAAGUACAGUGCAAGCAGGGAGAGGCCCCUCGGCGUGGGUGCCGGUCUUGUGAACACAGGCAACAGCUGCUACGUGAAUUCAGCUUUGCAGUGUCUGACACACACGCCACCUCUUGCCAACUACCUGCUCUCCCGGGAGCACUCGCAGAGCUGUUGCCACCGGGAUGUCUGCACAAUGUGUGCUCUGGAAGCUCACGUGACUCGGAGUCUCCUCUACUGCACGGAUGCCAUGCAGCCCUCGACCAAAUUGACUCGUGCCUUCCACAAGCACAAGCAGGAAGAUGCCCAUGAGUUUCUCAUGUUCACCUUGAACGCCAUGCACGAAUCCUGCCUUGGAGGGAGCAAGCACUGCGAAGACCGCUCUGAGGACAGCACCCCAAUCCACGAUAUAUUUGGAGGCUCGUGGAGAUCUCAGGUCAAGUGUCUCCAGUGCCAGGGCACCUCAGAUGCCUUUAGCCCGUUCCUGGACAUCACCCUAGAUAUCCAUGCAGCCCAGAGUGUGAACCAAGCCUUGGAGAGUCUAGUGAAGGCCGAAGAGCUGUGUGGGGAAAACGCCUACCACUGUGACCAUUGCCAGGGGAAGACACCAGCUUUGAAGAGCCUGACAGUUCAAAGUGCCUCGAAGGUUCUCGUGCUGGUGUUGAACCGCUUCUCAGACUUCACAGGUGGCAAAACGAACAGGAAAGUAAGGUACCCUGAGUCCCUUGACCUGCGGCCCUACAUGUCUCAGUCCAAUAGAGGACCGUUGGUGUAUGCCCUGUAUGCUGUGCUGGUCCACACUGGUGUGACUUGCCACAGUGGACAUUAUUUCUGCUAUGUCAGAGCUGGCGACGGCAAGUGGUACAAGAUGGAUGAUUCUAGGGUCACCAGGUGCGACGUGACUUGUGUCCUGAAUGAGCCGGCCUAUCUGCUCUUCUAUGUCCAGGAGACUGAUAACCGAGAGGACAGUGUCUGCAGGCCAGUAGGCACGGCAAACAAGGCUCACGUGAGGAAAGGCUGGCAGAAAACACACAGCCGAAGAUCCGGGGUGGAAUCCACAGAGCCAGUCAGAGAGCUGGAGAAUGUAGUGACCCAAGAAAUCUCCUUAGACGAGUGGAAAGAGCUGCAGGCAAAAAAGCAUCCCAAGACAGUGCUGAACCUCAAGCAAACUGGGCCCACUCUGCCGGCCGAAGCAGUUGUGAUCCACCAGCCCAGACGCAAAGAAGACCUGGACACUAAUGAGCUGGACAAGGAGAACUACUCAUGGCAUGAUUCUGCCAGGCUUCUGCCUGCUCAGAGAGCCAGGAACCCUGCCUUACUCUGCAGUCAGGAAGGAACGGCAAGAUCCAAGAAGAAGAACAAGCCAAAGUGGAGGCCUCUGCUUCUUUACUAGUGCUCACCUCACUCACCGACCCGUCUCGGGCUCCUGUGGACAUAUUGGCAAGUUGACCAGGCCCUUGAAGCAAGAGACCUGGACCUGUAACCCAGGAAGUGCGGAUGUCUCACCCUUCUUCUGUGUCCUUGCCUGGCCUUGCCGACUGCCCAAGAAAGACAUCUUGGACGUGGAGAAAACUUUCCAGGGUCCUAGGAAGAGUGAAACUCCACAAAGCUUCCGGGUUCCUGGGGGAUUCCUGCAGAAGCCUCUACUGUUACUCGGGGACUCUGUGCAAGACAGAGACUACCUUAGCACUCAUAGACUUUCGAUGCGGGAUUUCCAUUGAGCCACCAGGGUGCUCCUCAAAUGGCCUUCUCUAUCUGUUUUGUAGAAAAUGUUUCUAUUGCUUUUGCUACAUGGAAUCUGCUGUAGGGACUUUCUCUGUCAUGGUUCUUGAGUCACAAUGCUUUGGAACCUAUUUUUCUGUUACUUCACACUGUUUGUUAGUCUUUUCUUUUCAGCAUUAUUGCAAAUAAAUAUUGAACAUUCUUGGAUUUGUCGACUCU
Molecule: messenger RNA, 2117 nt
Organism: Mesocricetus auratus (golden hamster)
Lineage: Eukaryota; Metazoa; Chordata; Mammalia; Rodentia; Cricetidae
Product: ubiquitin carboxyl-terminal hydrolase 17-like protein B
Exons: 1
Coding region: 1-1569 (522 amino acids)
Biological process (GO): protein deubiquitination; regulation of apoptotic process
Cellular component (GO): cytosol; nucleus
Molecular function (GO): cysteine-type deubiquitinase activity; cysteine-type endopeptidase activity
Source: RefSeq, a predicted model, not a curated record